UUUGCCUCCCAGCUGAUGCGCACUGCUCCACAGUUCUUCACAGUCUUCACCCCCCAACAGCCUCCUCUUCAUCCCGGACCACAGCGACUGCUGUUCGGACUCUUCCUCCCAGAAAUCCCGCUGGUUCCGAUGGAAGCUCGGCAGUGAAGGCGGCAGGACGCUGCAGUCCAGUCGGUCAACUAUUUGGCGGCGUUGCGGUGCUCUGCAGGCGGCUGACGGAAGUUUGAUUCGAAGUGGGCGUGUCCUCACCCCGCCCCCCCCCCACCCCACCCCCAGGAUGGACUUCCCCGACGAGCUCCUGCUGGCCGAGCUGAGCCACCUGCAGCUCUACAACGACUCGCUCUUCCACAGCAACUUCAGCGGCGUCUACAACGAGACGGACGCCCUGCUGCCCACCAGCGUGAAGGUGACCAUCGUGUUGGUCUACAUGAUCGUGUGCGUGGUCGGCCUGGUGGGCAACUUCCUGGUUAUGUACGUCAUCAUCAGAUACACCAAGAUGAAGACAGCCACCAACAUCUACAUCUUUAACCUGGCUCUAGCCGACUCCUUGUUCCUGGCUACAUUACCUUUCCAGGGCACUGAUGUCUUCCUGGGAUUCUGGCCGUUUGGGAACGCCCUGUGCAAGGCAGUGGUGUCCAUCGACUACUACAACAUGUUCACCAGCACCUUCACGCUCACCGUCAUGAGCAUGGACCGCUACGUGGCCGUCUGCCACCCCGUCAAAGCUCUGGACAUGAGGACGCCUCACAAGGCCAAGGUGGUGAACAUCUGCGUGUGGGUGUUGGCCUCCGCCUUCGGGGUUCCGGCCAUGGUGAUGGGGAACGUGGAGGAGGAGCAAGAGCACAAUAGCGUGGAGUGCAUCGUGGUCCUCCCGGAGCCGCGCAGCCACUGGGACCCGGUCUUCGGCACGUGCGUCUUCCUCUUCUCCUUCCUGAUCCCGGUGGCCAUCAUCAGCGUCUGCUACAGCCUGAUGGUCAAGCGCCUGCGCAGCGUCCGCAUCCUGUCGGGCUCCAAGGAGAAGGACCGCAACCUGCGGCGCAUCACCAGGAUGGUCCUGGUGGUGGUGGCGGUGUUCGUGGUGUGCUGGACUCCCAUCCAGAUCAUGGUCCUGGCUCAGUCCCUGGGCUUCAACCUGAGCAGCCUGUCCACGCUGGUCCUCAUGCACUUCUGCAUCGCGCUAGGCUACGUCAACAGCAGCCUCAACCCGGUGCUCUACGCCUUCCUGGACGAGAACUUCAAGCGCUGCUUCCGCGAGUUCUGCCAGCCGUCGCCGUUCCGCCUGGACACGCAGCAGUCGGGGCGCAUGAGGAGCAUCGCCAGGGAGGUGGCGGCCGCUUACAGCUGCAAGGGCGGCGAGGGCGGCGGCCCCGGCGGCGGGACUCCAAACCCCGCGUGACUAGGCGUGGAGCUGCCCCUGGUGGGGGUGGACCCCCCGCAGAGCGGGGACACGCCGGGGACGGGGAACUCCAACACGGAGCUGACUCAGAUCACCGCGCUCUAGCGCCACGAGCCCCCCCGCCCCCCGGUUAGACGACUGGCUUGGGGCGGGGGGGAGUCCGACGACGACGACGGGAAACGGAUCUGAGACGCCGUUCCGACCUUUCAUUGGUGCUUUUCGGACCGUGGAGGCGUGGCUUGUCACGGGAGUCACGUGAUCAAACGUGGAGGAGAAGGUGUACUGUGAUAUAUGUACAGUAUGUAUACUAUUGAUCGAGUGCGCCCCCUGCUGUGGGGCGUAUGAAUGUUCAGUUAUUAUUACGGUGCAUUCAGGAAACUGGGAAUUCCAAACUUCUUUGUCAUCACACAUAAAUAUUUCUGGCUCAUACUCAUGGAAGCUGGCCUGCAUGGAGUUUGCUGCUAUGAUAUGUUGCUAUAAACGCUGCAUGAACUUCACACGCGUAUCGUUUAUCGUUUUUGUUUACGAACGUGAGAACCCACUUCCCGGUUUCCUUGAAUGCAUCACCAGCACAUGUUUUACAGGCGCGGUGGAACCUCCAAACUUCAAACUACAAAUAAGUCUGUUCCAGGGUCAAACCGUGGCCAUCAGAACAGCAUCAUUUAGUGCUAAGUCGCUUUUGAACAACUGCUGUGCAAGUGUAAAAGGAAGCGAAGCACCGUUAAUGAUGAUGUGAAUAGGAAUAGUCUGUUCCAGGGUCAAACCGUGGCCAUCAUAACAGCAUCAUUUAGUGCCAAGUCACUUUUGAACAUUCUUAACUGCUGUGCAAGUGUAAAAGGAAGCGAAGCACUGUUAAUGAUGAUGUAAAUAGGAUUAGUCUGUUCCGGAGUCAAACUGCAGCCAUCAUAACAGCAUCAUUUAGUGCCAAGUCGCUUUUGAACAUUCUUAGCUGCUGCGCAAGUGUAAAAGGAAGCGAAGCACCGUUAAUGAUGAUGUAAAUAGGAAUAGUCUGUUCCAGGGUCAAACCGUGGCCAUCAUAACAGCAUCAUUUAGUGCCAAGUCACUUCUGAACAUUCUUAACUGCUGCGCAAGUGUAAAAGGAAGUGAAGCACUGUUAACGAUGAUGUAAAUAGGAAUAGUCUGUUCCAGGGUCAAACCGUAGCCAUCAUUACAGCAUCAUUUAGUGUUAAGUCACUUUUUAACAUUUUUAACUGCUGUGCAAGUGUAAAAGGAAGCGAAGCACUGUUAAUGAUGAUGUGAAUAGGAAUAGUCUGUUCCAGGGUCAAACCGUGGCCAUCAGAACAGCAUCAUUUAGUGUUAAGUCACCAAUGAACAUUCUUAACUACUGCGCAAGUGUAAAAGGAAGCGAAGCACUGUUAAUGAUGAUGUAAAUAGGAUUAGUCUGUUCCGGAGUCAAACUGCAGCCAUCAUAACAGCAUCAUUUAGUGCCAAGUCACUUUUGAACAUUCUUAACUGCUGUGCAAGUGUAAAAGGAAGUGAAGCACUCUUAAUAAUGAUGUAAAUAGGAAUAGUCUGUUCCAGGGUCAAACCGUGGCCAUCAUAACAGCAUCAUUUAGUGUUAAGUCACUUUUGAACAUUCUUAACUGCUGUGCAAGUGUAAAAGGAAGCGAAGCACUGUUAAUGAUGAUGUAAAUAGGAAUAGUCUGUUCCAGGGUCAAACCGUGAACAUUAGAACAGCAUCAUUCAGUGUUGGGCCAAUGCUUCAAGUCACUUUUGAACAUUAUUAACUGCUGUGCAAGUGUAAAAGGAAGCGAAGCACUCUUAAUGAUGAUGUAAAUAGGAAUAGUCUGUUCCAGGGUCAAACUGCGGCCACCAUGAAAUCUUUAGUAAGCGCACAAGCAGUGCUUGAAGUUGCAUUUUAACAUUUUUUAACUAUCAUCCAAGUGUAUAAAGAAGUUAAGCACUGUUGAUAGUCAUGUAAAUGGAAGUGGUCUGUUCCAGUGUCAAACUGUGGCUACCAUGAAAUCUUUAGUAAGCGCACAAGCAGUGCUUGAAGUUGCAUUUUAACAUUUUUAGCUAUCAUCCAAGUGUAUAAAGAAGUUAAGCACUGUUGAUAGUCAUGUAAAUGGAAGUGGUCUGUUCCAGUGUCAAACUGUGGCUACCAUGAAAUCUUUAGUAAGCGCACAAGCAGUGCUUGAAGUUGCAUUUUAACAUUUUUAGCUAUCAUCCAAGUGUAUAAAGAAGUUAAGCACUGUUGAUAAUCAUGUAAAUGGAAGUGGUCUGUUCCAGUGUCAAGCUGUGGCCACCGUCAAAUCUUUUAUUAAGUGUACAGGCAGUAUUUGAUGUCGUAUAUUGACAUUUUCAAGUGUAAAAAGAAGCCAGAAGGCGUAGUUUUGCAUUUCCUGUUUGACUUUAGAGGCAUGUUUUGGGUUUAACUUUGGAGGUUCCACCGUCUUUUUGAUAAACGAUACAGAGCCUUUGUAAAUGCUGCAUGGAGGCGUCGUCUUGUGUGGCCGAGCACUGGGUGGGCGGGGCCCGGGCGGGGCCCGGCAGAGGGUUGGCUUAUUUGAACGCAAAGCAGGAGGACGGGGGUCACCGGGGCUCGGACCCCGCUCCAAAAGGGACAAAGGGGCUCUCUCUCUCUUCUUCUUCUUCUUCUUCUUGUGUCUUAAAGUGGACUUGAACCCUGAGAGCGAAACCACGUGGGGUCACUCGGGAGAGGAACGAAAACACUUGCCUUAAAUCCAUGCUAGAUUUUAGCUUUUUAACUGAGUUGCUCCUGUGUUAGCUUAAGUGGUGCCCCCGACGUAAUAGAUGCCGUAUAUUGCACACCACAUCGUAACGUUAGCCACAUUAGCAUAGCUAUGCCAUGCUAAAGCGCUAACGUUGCGCUUGCAUUUUUGCUAGUGUGUUAGUCUAACACAGCUAACGAUAGCGAUACAACUCAUAAAAUAAAAUAAAAUAAAAUAAAAUAAAAUAAAAUAAAAUAAAAUAAAAUAAAACAAUAAAUUUGGCCAAGUCUCUUUUAGCAUUUAAACAAUUUUAAGAUGUGUAGCGAAGCUGGUGGGCGUAGUAGUAGAUUUAUUUGGCAUCAAUUAAAUUAAAUAAAAUUUAAUUAAAUUAAAUUAAAAUAAAAUAAAUUUGGCCAAGUCUCCUUUAGCAUUUAAACAAUUUUAAGAUGUGUAGCGAAGCUGGUGGGCAUAGUAGUAGAUUUAUUUGGCAUAAAUUAAAAUAAAAUAAAAUAAAAUAAAAUAAAACAAUAAAUUUGGCCAAGUCUCUUUUAGCAUUUAAACAAUUUUAAGAUGUGUAGCGAAGCUGGUGGGCGUAGUAGUAGAUUUAUUUGGCAUCAAUUAAAUUAAAUAAAAUUUAAUUAAAUUAAAUUAAAAUAAAAUAAAAUAAAUUUGGCCAAGUCUCCUUUAGCAUUUAAACAAUUUUAAGAUGUGUAGCGAAGCUGGUGGGCAUAGUAGUAGAUUUAUUUGGCAUAAAUUAAAAUAAAAUAAAAUAAAAUAAAAUAAAAUAAAAUAAAAUAAAAUAAAAUAAAAUAAAAUAAAAUAAAAUAAAAUAAAACAA
Molecule: messenger RNA, 4927 nt
Organism: Doryrhamphus excisus (bluestripe pipefish)
Lineage: Eukaryota; Metazoa; Chordata; Actinopteri; Syngnathiformes; Syngnathidae
Product: delta-type opioid receptor
Biological process (GO): sensory perception of pain; neuropeptide signaling pathway
Cellular component (GO): plasma membrane; neuron projection
Molecular function (GO): neuropeptide binding; nociceptin receptor activity
Source: RefSeq, a predicted model, not a curated record